UUUCAAGAACAACAAUUUCUUCUCCUUCAGUAAUACCAAUAUCGAAUUUUAGUUUAUAUUAUCAACAAAAUUCACCAGUAGGGAUUGUUCCAUCAAUUAAUAAAUUACAAGCAGUUGACGAAGCUAUUACUAGCAAAGAUUAUUAUUAUGGAUCUAAUAAUAGAAAAAUCCCAUUUUUGUUCAGAUUAUCUACCAUAUUUUUUAUUUUCACAGGUUUAACAAAAUUUUAUAGUAAACGAGGAGAAAGUAAAAGUACUGUUAGCAGUAGUUCUGAUGGUGAAAAUGUUGAAAAAUCAACUAGUUCACCUUCUUCAGGUCUAUCAAGAUCU
Messenger RNA from Entrophospora candida, 329 nucleotides. The record is from the annotation of a GenBank genome assembly. NCBI's taxonomy places the organism in Eukaryota, Fungi, Glomeromycota, Glomeromycetes, Entrophosporales, Entrophosporaceae.